AGAGUGGAGUAACUCAUUAUAUGAUCUAUUAUGCUUCUACUGGAUUAACUCCUUUAAACUCUCUCAUGGCUCCUAACACAAGCUCUUACACGAUAAGAGAGUUGGAUACCUAUCUGGACUAUACCAUUCAAUUGACUGCAUCAAAUAAAGACGAAGAAAGUGAUAGGAGCAGUGAGAUUAUCGGCAAAACAAUUGAAGAAGUUGCACCUAGUCCCAUCAAUGUGGCUAUACCGCGGAGUACUACAAGUUCCUUCACUGUAUCCUGGUCUACCCCUCUACCAUCUAACAUCAAUGGUGACAUCCAGAAGUAUAUCAUCCGCUUCAAGCAAACUGACCCCGUUGUUGAUGGUGACUAUAAGUCAGAGGAAGUAUUGAACAGUGCGUUUGAAGAAGAGCAUACUGUGGUAGACCUGACAGCAAAAACAAGCUACUCAGUCCAGGUACAGACUGUUAAUGGAGCUGGUUCUAGUAAUUGGUCAGAACCUGUGAAUGCUAAGACGAUACAAUCAGGUCCUGUUGGUCCUAUAGCACCGGCAGCAGGUGGAGCCGUUGGCGCCAUUCUGAUCAUUUUGAUUAUCAUCAUUGUAGUCAUCAUCGUGUUCAAACGACGAAGGAAUGAUAGUAAUCCGUCUAAAAAAGAAAACAUCGAGGACCAAUUUCAGGCACCAGUGAAUUUCCAAGACACGCCAUUAGAAGGAAAUAACUACAGUGGGCACGCCUCCGUUUCGAACCGAGACCAAACACCUUCAAGGAGCACGAGACCUAAACCACAUGUAGCCGUCAAGCCCGUUGUACGGCAAACUAAGUCCUUAGACCUCGAUUCAACCGAUGGAUCUCCUGACAGAUCUAGCAGCAAACCUCUUGGCACACGUCAACCGAUACCCCUGGCUCAGUUCCCUGCGUUCGUCAACAAGAACAGACACACUGCGCUCUACUCCGAGGAAUUUCAUGACUUACCUGGCCCAGACAUUUAUCCUCAGACCGUGGCUCGAGAGGAGAUCAACUUCACGAAAAACAGAUACAAGAAUAUUUUACCAUAUGAUUCGGCGAGGGUGAAGUUAGAAGUAAUCGACGAUAUCCCUCAUUCCGAUUACUUUAACGCUUCUUACAUUCCCAGUUUUGACAAUGACAAGGCUUACAUUGCAUCACAAGGACCCAACAAGGCCUCUAUGGAUGAUUUCUGGAGGAUGGUCUGGCAGGAGAAUGUGACGACUAUUGCCAUGGUAACGAAGCUCAAGGAAGGAGAUAAGAUCAAAUGCGGUAAGUACUGGCCUAAUGUACCAGGCGAUUUGGUGAAGUUUGGAAAUAUCAAAGUGGAACUGGAGUCACUGGAAGCUUGCACAGGUGGAGUUAAAAGGAAAAUGACUUUGAGAAAGGGGGACGACUACAGGACCGUUACUCAGUUCCACUUCACAGAGUGGCCUGACAAGGGUGUUCCUAAACACACCUCAUCACUGCUCAAGUUCAUCAUGGAAGUCAAAGCUGAUCAUGGACAGUACACUCAUCCUCUGAUCAUUCAUUGCAGUGCUGGUGUUGGGCGAACAGGCGUGGUGAUCAGUAUUGAUAGCGUCGUAGCUCACGCCAAGACAACUAGAAUGGUAGAUGUCUUCAACUUCGUGACGAACAUCAGACAGAAACGACCAUACAUGGUCCAAACACAGGAGCAGUAUGCCUUCAUCUACGGGGCUGUCCUUGAGGAUCUUCUCUGGAGGAAUACCCUGAUCCCUGUCGUUCAUUUCACUGAUCAUCUACAAGACUUACACUCUUCAGGCGGUGGACGUGGACGGUCCAAGAUGACCAAGGAGUUCCAGACUUUGAAGAGCCUCUGUCCAGAUCCUCCGGCUUCUCAAACAAGAUCAGGACGCACUCGAGAUAAUCACCCAAAGAAUAGAUACGGAAACAACCUACCAUUGCAGAGGAAUCGUGUGAUGCUAGACUCCCCAGAUCAUGAUUACAUUAAUGCUAGUCAAAUGAAGGGGAUCCACUGUACCUUCAUGACAACCCAGAUGCCGCUGCCAACCACUGUGUCUGAUUUCUGGUCUAUGGUCAUCGACAAUAAACCAUCCACUGUCGUCAUGCUUAACGACAAGAGCCAAAACGACAAGAGCUGUGCUCAAUACUGGCCAGAUGCUGACUCGGCUCAGUUUGGAUCCUAUUCAGUUUCAACCUUAUCAACAUCAUCUGAUGGGGACAUGACCACUCGGCAACUGAAAGUUACCAGAAACUCCAAAACCAGUCACACCGUCACUCAGUACCAGUUCCAUGGAUGGCCUAAACAUGGAUCAGAUCAACAAUUAGGGGCUAGGUCGUUGAUCAAGCUCAUCCGUGCUAUCAAAGGUUCCACUAACAGCAAGAAAGAAUUCUCCAUUCUUGUCCAUUGUUUGAGUGGUGCUGGGCGAACAGGUGUGUUUUGCACUGCUAUGGAGUGCAUCGCUCAGAUAGCUGAGGGAGAUUCCGUCGAUAUUUUCCAGACAGUCAAGAUACUGCGAGCUGACAGGAUGCAGUUCGUCCAAACUGAGGAGGAAUAUGCUUUCGUCUACGAUGUCAUCCGUGAAUACCUGCACACUGAAAACUAUGAGCAGCUUCCAUACCCGAUAGAGGACCACACGUAUGGCAACGUAGAAAUCGACUACACACUUGACCCGGAAGAGAACCCAUAUGAGGUCACUGAUCCGCAGGAAGCAGGUGCCACCGCACUCGUGUAUGGCAAUGUAGAGACUGGGAGGAGCCAGGAUAGACCGAAGCCAAAGCCCCAACAAUCGUACUCUGUAUACGAGAACUUUGCAUUUGAUUCUUAAAGAUGAAGUUGAGUUCUGGUCAUGCGAUUGCAUUGUGAAAGAAACGGUGUGGAAUCGAUCAG
Strongylocentrotus purpuratus (purple sea urchin) is the source of this 2860-nucleotide messenger RNA. RefSeq names its product receptor-type tyrosine-protein phosphatase epsilon. The transcript is spliced from 21 exons. The coding region runs from base 21 to 2798 and encodes 925 amino acids. Lineage: Eukaryota; Metazoa; Echinodermata; Echinoidea; Camarodonta; Strongylocentrotidae. The record is from RefSeq and is a predicted model, not a curated record. Gene Ontology annotation, biological process: protein dephosphorylation. Gene Ontology annotation, molecular function: protein binding; protein tyrosine phosphatase activity.